UUACCAAUGACGAGGACGGAAGUAUUUUUGAUUCACAGGGAAACAAAUUUGCUAAACGCUGCACUUUACCGAUCAGGUGAAAUUAACAACAGGUGGAAAGAUGUCAGAGCCCAGCAAGCAUGAUAUUGCUGCCAUUUUCAAACGACUACGUUCCCUUUCUACGAAUAAGGCGUGCUUUGACUGUUCGGCUAAGAAUCCUAGUUGGGCCAGUAUCACCUAUGGAGUGUUUCUCUGUAUAGACUGCUCAGGAACACACAGGUCAUUAGGAGUGCACCUGUCAUUCAUCAGGUCUACUGAGCUGGACUCUAACUGGUCCUGGUACCAGCUGCGAUGCAUGCAGGUGGGCGGCAAUGCCAGCGCGAAUGCCUUCUUUGCCCAGCAAGGCUGCACGUCCAAUGCCGCCAACACCAAGUACAACAGCCGAGCCGCUGCGCUCUACCGCGAGAAGAUCAAGACCUCGGCCACACAGGCCACAAGGCGCUUCGGCACUGAGUUGUGGCUGGACAGCCAGGCCCCCCUCUCUCCAACAUCUCCCGUCAAUAAGGAGGAGGAUUUCUUCAGUAUGCACGCACAGGCAUUCCCUGAUGAUCGUAGCUCCGCCCAGCCUAAUAUAACAAGCUCCGCCCAGAUGAAUCUAAGCCCCACCCCAGUAGAGGAACCCUCUACAAAAGAAACCGAGGGAGACAAAAACAGUACACCUCUACUUCAAUAUUUACACUUCAGAAACACACAUACACUUGCAUCUGUUUGUCCAUGUCGUCUAUGCCCUCAACUCUUUCUGUCUUCAGGUAAUACAGAGGGUCCCAGUGUUGACGUGCUAAGUAUGUCUCCUAAAGAAGCCUUAGAGUCCUCCUCUCUUCUCAAGAAGAAACCAGCUGGGGCCAAGAAAACAUUGGGCGCUAAGAAAGGUGGUCUUGGGGGUAAGAAGGUGAGCAAACAGAGUUUCUGUGACCUGGAGAAGAAAGCACAGGCGGUAGACAAACUCAAUGAGAGAGAUACAGCACCCACCACCAAGAACAGCCCCCAACCAGCAGAGGAAUCCAUUGGUGCCUCCAUGAGACUGGCCUAUAAGGAUCUGGAGGCGCAGCAGAGGAGUAAUACAGAGAAGAUGAAGGGGAUGGGGGAGAAGAAGAAGGAGCAGGCUGAGAGACUGGGCAUGGGCUUUGGCAGCAGGAGUGGAGUGUCUCACUCUGUGCUGUCAGACAUGCACACUAUCCAGCAGGAGAGCCCAGUGGGGUCCAAGCAGCCCACUAAGAGCCGGAGGUACACAGAGAAGGAGGAAGAGGAGACUGACGAAGGCUCCUUUACAUCCAGGAUGUCAAUGACCAGUUCAAUGACCAAGUUUGAUGACCCGACAGAAUCCUCUGACAAGUUCUUCUCCAAUUGGAGCGAGACGGGGGAGUCUGGCUGGAGGAAAGAGAGCAGGAAGCCAGAGCCAGACUUCUACCUGAGCACCAAGAGUUCCUCACAGGACGACAGGACCGCAGCCCGGCGGAAAGCAGACCCAGUCCCUGUCUCAGACUCAGGCGACGCCCGCAAGAAGUUUGGGGAUGUCAAGGCCAUCUCCUCUGACAUGUACUUUGGCAAGCAGGAUGACUCUGAGUAUGAGGCGAAGACUCGCCUGGAGAGGUUCUCUGGAAGCAACUCCAUCAGCUCAGCUGACCUGUUUGAUGACCCAAAGAAACAGAUGGCCAGCUCAUAUCGUCUGACCAACAUGCUGCCCAGUGCUCCAGACAUGUCCCAGCUGAAGCUGGGGGUCCGCUCUGCGGCCGGGAGGCUGUCCGUCAUGGCCAGCGGAGUAGUCACGUCCCUUCAGGACCACUACAGUGCGUGAGUCCAGUGUGUGUUUACCGACUCCAAUACCCAGGGGACCUAACAGGUUGUGUGUGUGUGUGUGUGGGUCAUAACACAGGUACACACACACACACACACACACACACAACCUGUUAGGUCCCCUGGGUAUUGGAGUCGGUAAACAUCCUUACGAGCGAUGGACAAGUUCAGCCGUGCAGGAGAGGGAGCGAGAUGGACGGAGAGAGAGAAUUAGCGACAUUGUGUAGGCCAGAACAUAGGCUGUAGCUAUAUGUGUGUGUAAAUAGCAGCUAUUUGAAUAAAGGACGUAUUAUCUACAUUGGAGUUAUGUCGAACCAACAUCCUCUAUGAGGUAGAUGUAUGAAGAACACUUAUUUCCGCAGCUUAUUAUUUAAUCUGUCCAGGCCUUUAGUUUUGAUAUUUACAUCAAUGGUAUUCAAAAUACAUUUUUGUUAUCAUCCAUUAUGGUUCGAAUUGAGGGUGACUUAGGUUUUGGGUUCCUUUUCAACUGUGCAAUUGUUAUUGAAUCAUAUGUCAUCUUGGUCACCUUGGUUUUUAUGUAACUAUUUGCAAUGAAGACAUCAUCUGGUAGUGUGAUAACAUGUAUUUUUCUACAUGCAGUAUGUAAAUAAUUUAGUUAAUUAAUCUGAUGGGCAUUGUUUUAAUUACCUGCCAAAUCCAGAGAUGUUGCCAUGUAGGAUACUUGUCUUAAAUUUUAGGGUGCCUUCAAACCAAAAUGCCUGCGACGCAUUGUGCGUGUGCCGAUUCACUGAAUGUGUGUUUGGAGGUAUGGUGAAGUGGAGAACAUUCGAGGUGGGAUAAACAUUGGUUGACAGACCUCUAGUCAGGAUGGGGUGCAACAAAAUGUCCCCAUCUCAUCUGUUGGACAGUGUAAAUCUGCCAUUUCAUUCACUUCUAUCCACCUGUACACUGCUCUCUGAAAAAAGGUGUCUGCUGUGCUUUUGAAGCAUUGUUUGCAUUGGUUUGAAAGUGCCCUUAGUCUUGGCAGAGUACUUAUGUCUGUCACUUGACUGAAGGACCGAAUACUCACCGUCAUUUCUUUGUGUAAUAUAUAUAUUUUGUGUAUAGACACACUGGUAGGAUACGGUCCUGUACAGUGUAGCGUGAUCUGGUCUGCCUCUCAGCAGCCAAACAUAUUCUCCAUAUUACUAUUGGCUAUCAGUUCAGAUGAAUGAAGGGAGUAGUAUCUUAAUGUUCUGUCCCAGUACUCUCAAAGGCUGAGUUUAGACAGGCAGCACAAUUCUCUUUUUUUUCUUCUCACUAAUAGGUCUUUUGCCCAAUCAAGUCAGCUUUUUAAAAAGAUCUGAUGUGAAAAGAUCUGUGUAAAAAAAAAUAUAUAAUAAUCAGAAUUGGGCUACCUGUCUAAACGCAGGCAAAUAACCAAUUCUAUUUUCUGUGACCACAUUCCUCUGUGAGAGGAACACAGGACACCCAUCCAAUUAUUUUACCCUUCUGUGGCUAAGAAGGAAAAGAGACAAGGAAAGGAACUAAUGCAAAAGAAAUGGGAUGUGGCCCUCUGAUCAAUGACCCAUUGGCUGCCCUCCCUAGGGCCUGACUCAUUUCAACAACAUUUGUACUAUGUGUUAAGUGAAGGGUAACCUCUAACCCUUUGCUGAGCAGAUUCAUUGUAAAUUACCUCUGUGAACUCUGUGUACCUUGCAGAGAUUAUCUAGGGUGUUUAGAGUAUAUUUUCACACUCUGGAUAUAUGUGGGUUAUAUUUUGGGAGUUUAUGCAUAGUGUGGUUUUGUUAUUUUGAGGGGAUUGGCUAGAGGUCUAACUGGACGUUGCAAGAAGUAUUUCUGGCUACCUAGUAUCACCUACCGAACUCCCUGACCAUUUUAUGCAUAUUUUUCUCAUUUUGAUCCUUACUAAUUCGAACUCUUGAGUUGAGAUUUAACACUGAAGUGAAAUAUAUUUAAGAUGUAACGUUACCCAUUUGAAUCUGGAUAUUGUAUAGUGUGUAAUUCAGUAACCAACCAGGGCUUUUGUUCAAUCUCUUUCUACUGUAAUCCAAAGAACAUGUGCACAUGCCCUAAAAAUGUAAAUGAUGGGAAGAUCUAGUUUUUGGUUAUUUGUAUUAGAAACUGCAAGUAAUUUUUUUUUGCUUGAAUGUACAUCUAUAGAACAGCACCUGAAGCUUUGCAUCAGUUUCUGAAUUUCUUUGUUUACCAACAAAUACAUCUAUGGACAUGAGCUCUUUAGAGAUCCAUUCAAUUUGUGUAAUCAAGGUGUGUAUCAUUGUUAGCUGCUGUGUAUAAGAAACUUUGCUUCAGAAUUAAAAAUAUACUGCACUUGCA
Molecule: messenger RNA, 4131 nt
Organism: Salvelinus namaycush (lake trout)
Lineage: Eukaryota; Metazoa; Chordata; Actinopteri; Salmoniformes; Salmonidae
Product: ADP-ribosylation factor GTPase-activating protein 3-like
Exons: 15
Coding region: 101-1834 (577 amino acids)
Biological process (GO): COPI coating of Golgi vesicle
Molecular function (GO): GTPase activator activity
Source: RefSeq, a predicted model, not a curated record